AUGACGGAUUCCCCGUCGCCAAUCGAUUCGUCGUUCGACGCCUCCGAUGUGGCCACUCCGUGCACGGUAAUCGCCGCAAAACAGGGAUUGAGGCAUCAGAGAGAGGAAGAGGAAGACAGUCACGGAGAGGAUGACGGUACAUUUCAGCGGAAAUCGGAGAAUAACAAGGAAAACAGUUCAGUUUCCGCAAUUUAUGUGGAUGACUUCUCGAAAGAGUUCAACGAAGGCGCCUCGUCGGUGAUGGAGCCGCUUCCGAGGCCCGCCACGUUUGCGAGAACGAUCACGAAAGUGUACUGUCACAUGGACGAUCAGGAGCUGCCGUACUUGGUGGAGGUGCACGUGCCGCCCGAUUGCAUUACGCUCCGAGAUGUGAUUCGCAAAUUGCCGAGGACCAAUUUCAAGUACUAUUGCAUUGCAUUGGAUCCCGAUACUGGAUUGUAAGUGUUCAAAUCAAACGAAAAAUUAAAGAGUUUAAAUUUUUUUCAGAGAAGUAAAAGCAGAAAUAAGAGACGACACACGGCGACUGCAUCCGCUACGGAAUGAUCGAUUCGAAUUGUAUCUUCUGACGGUCGAAGGGUCGGUUCAUUCGGAUACGAGCUCCGGAAGACAUGGGCGGAAGAAGCACGGAAGCCAGGGAUCCAGAGAAUCACAAAGGGGAGGAUAUUACGAGCACGCCAGUGCUGUUUCCGAUUCCGAAGCGUCAUCGCUUCCGACGUACGUCAAAAAGGCUCACGCAUUCAAUCGACGACAGGCCCACGAUCGCUAUCCGAAUUAUCAUCAGAAACCGUCGUCGCAUCGUCCUCAAAAUCACUACGAAGAGUCGACGUUCGACGUGACCGAUUCGGAUAUCUACGGCGGCGGCGAGACGUAUUACGACGAAGAUGAGGACGACGGCCGGUCGAUCAACACGGACCUGACGUCGGUUUCGCAGCAACAUUUGCGCAAAAAGUACCGACAGCAGCAGAAGGAAAUGAGGAGAAAGUUCCGGAACAUGUCCACCACAUCUUCCUCGUUAUCGAGUAUUACCGGUGAGUAACGAACCCGCAAAUUUGGCCAAUAAUUCACUUGAGAUUCGAUUUUAGACUCGUCGAUGGGUCUCGAAGUGAUCACGGUUCGAUUGAAUCUGGAGUCGAUGCCACUCGGAAUGAUCCCAUCCGGGCAUACGAACGCGCGCGGCGACGCCGGACUCUACGUCGGAGACAUUCAAGAUCGUGGGGCUGUCGCGUUGGACGGAAGGAUUGAUGUGGGAGAUAUGAUCGUCGCGAUCAACAACAUCAGUCUAUCAAACUACUCGAAUAAGCGGGCAGUGCAGUUGCUGAGAGACGCGGUGCUCGCGAGAAGACACCUCACUUUGACUGUGGCCAAGACAGGCGAGAAACGGGCGUUCCCGAGGAAUCCGCGGCAGGAGCCGGUGCGACCGAUCGACACGAACGAAUGGCUGAAACAUGUGACGCCCGGAAUGAAGGGCAUGCUCUCGAUUCCGGAAGGUUUGUUAGACCUUCCUUCCCCUGAAUAUUUUUUCUGGUUCCAGAAAGCUCUGCAACUCCAAUCCCCGAUGAAUGGCCGUCUAUGAGCUCAGCGGCCUCAGGAACCCCGUUCGGAGGCGGUCCCCCUUCGGUUCAUCAACUGAACGUGCUCACCGACAAAAAGUACGUUGUGGAAGUGAUGGCGGCGCCCGGAUCCGGCCUAGAGAUCAAAGAUCGCGAAUGGCUCAAGAUCCCGAUUCCGAUGUCGUUUCUUGGCAGAGAUUUGGUCGAUUGGCUCCUGGACCACGUGCGCGGGCUCGCGAAACGAGAAGAGUCGUGCGCGUUCGCCGGAGAAAUGCUCAAAUUGGGCUACAUUCAGCAUGUGGUCGAAAAAAAGCACUUCUCGGAGAAGUGCUACUACGUGAUGGGUGAGGAGUGCGCCGAUUACACGCAGCUCCGCGCGCCAGACGGCGGAUUCCGGUACCCGCCGAGCCAGGCGUCGUCAGCAUCGGCGUCAACGCAGAGCCAGGCGAACGCGACGAACUCAACGCACAACGUCACCGACAAAAUAUUCCCGCCGCACAUGUACACGACGAAUCCUUCGAAUCGGCACUCGGCCAUCCUAACCGGCGCCGCAUUUCCGCAGCCGUCGAUGGUCAGCGGGUACGCGUCGAUGCCGACGUCGCCGUUUCCGACGAAGAAUCGGACGAAUGGGAGUGUGAAGACGGCGGAGGGGGAUUGCGGAAGGACACGCGAUGAUCAGAGAAGCCAGACGAGUGGGAGCAGUCGCGGUUCCAGAAGGUUUACCCGAAUAAUCAAGCUCCUUUUCUAAUAAUUUUCUGUUUUCAGAUACGUGGAAUUGCCACGCAAACCGUCGUCGCUGGGCAACGGUUCCAACAACGAAUCGAUUCCGAUCGACCGCGUGGCGUCGCGCAGCUCGUUCCGCGCGGCAAUGAGCGGAAGCCUGCGCCAGUUCAACAUUGACUCCUAG
Messenger RNA from Caenorhabditis sp. 36 PRJEB53466, 2457 nucleotides. NCBI's taxonomy places the organism in Eukaryota, Metazoa, Nematoda, Chromadorea, Rhabditida, Rhabditidae. The record is from the annotation of a GenBank genome assembly.